This is a messenger RNA of Verticillium alfalfae VaMs.102, 994 nucleotides long. Its product is annotated as N(6)-adenine-specific DNA methyltransferase. NCBI's taxonomy places the organism in Eukaryota, Fungi, Ascomycota, Sordariomycetes, Glomerellales, Plectosphaerellaceae. Bases 95 to 838 code for a protein of 247 amino acids. The transcript is spliced from 6 exons. Gene Ontology annotation, molecular function: protein-lysine N-methyltransferase activity. The record is from RefSeq and is a predicted model, not a curated record.
GACAGGAGGUAACAACACCGGAGUGACUGAAUCAAGAGCCCGCGGCCUGCUCUGACGUCUCACCCCGUCAACCUCAAGUACACACAGCGGCAAAAUGGAUGAUUCGGACGACGAACCCAUUGCCCUUUCGUCUCACGCACUUGCUGCGCUUGCAGAGUUCAACGCCGAAAAGGAUGCGCAUCAGAAGCGCUUUGAGGAGCUGAAUGCAAAGGCUGAAGAAAAUGCGGCAAGGAAUGUGCCACUUUCUAUGUCUGUUUUUGAAGAGGACUGGAACAAGUCGCAAUUCUGGUAUUCGGACGAAACAGCACUGGCUUAUGCUGGUGAGCUUCUUCACGACGCCGACGAGACGGAUACAGUUGCCGUCGUCUCAGCUCCCAGCGUCUUCAUCGCGUUGAGGAACCUCUUGGGCCAGUAUGGUCCGGAACAGCCAAAGCCUAAGAUUAUCCUUUUAGAGCAUGAUGACCGCUUCAGGAUGUUCCCAGAGUUCGUAUGGUAUGACUUUGCUCACCCUUUCAAGCUCCCAGCCGAGCUCAAAGGAGCGGUUACCCGCAUCGUCUGCGAUCCGCCAUUCUUGAACGAAGACUGCCAAACCAAAGCUGCUAUGACGGUCCGGUGGCUGGCCAGCCCUCGAGUCCCAACUACGGGUCGCGUGAUUGUUUCUACUGGCGAACGUAUGCGAGACCUCAUCGCCAAGGUGUAUAGGUCGUUCGGAGUGAAACUGACGACAUUCGAACCAAAACACGCGCGAGGGCUCAGCAACGAGUUCUGCUGUUAUGCCAGCUACGAGUGUCAGUUGUGGACGUGGCAGCAAAUGGCUGAAGGCGGGCAAGAACAGUGAUGCGGCGGCAUGCAUCCAUGUGUGAUUCGGUAUGUGCAUGAGACUGCACAUGACUUGGAGAACAGUCUGCGAAGAUCUCUCCACAAAUGUCACUGUUUCAUCGUGCAAUGGAUUACCGCCUGUCCUCCAAACUCCAAUACAAACAGAUAGCCUGUA